Molecule: messenger RNA, 1593 nt
Organism: Neoarius graeffei (lesser salmon catfish)
Lineage: Eukaryota; Metazoa; Chordata; Actinopteri; Siluriformes; Ariidae
Exons: 6
Coding region: 423-1064 (213 amino acids)
Source: RefSeq, a predicted model, not a curated record
CGAAGCAAUAGAUAUUUGCUGUUUCAGAGUUUUAGGCUGAAUGCUAACAUUUUGGCUAAUGUAGAACGAAGUCAGCUGUCGCCAUGGUAACGCCGAAAAAAGCCGUUUACUACCGUGCUGUAAAGUAUUUAAAGUAUUUCUAAACCCUGAUUGGAAACAGGAAGUACAGCUGAUGGACUAUUUCUAUAUAAUAGUUCGCAUGUUCGUGUAGCUGACUUGUUAUUCCGCGUCCUGUUUAAAGAGAUUACCGACUGUUACGAUAUACUGUUUAGUACAGCAGUAUGAAACCUUCUGUGUGUUGUCCAACCUCUGAAUAAAAUCUGCAGGCCGAAACGGCUGAAUGACUCGGUGUGACGAAGAGUGAGCAACACUAAAACAGGACACUGACUGUGAAUGACAGUGAGACACACAGCGAGCGUGAGAUGGAGGAAGCAUACACAGCUUUGUAUCAGGAGUUCCUCCGAUUGCAGUUACUGUGUCUAAAACAGGCUAAAAUGUUACAGCACCUGACCGAGGCACUGAGAAGACAACAAGGUGUGGCUCCGGUCUUUAAUGGGAAUGUUGAAGAUUUGUAUUCUGAGCCAGUUCAGUACAGACAUGAUGGAUUCACCUGUGCAGAAGGCCGAGCACAAGCGGCUCGUGCAUACACCUGUGCGGCUCAAACACACACACCUGCUUUACACCCUGCAGGUAUUACAGGUGAUUCUGUGGUUUCCCCACUUGCUGGAGAUUUGAACAGACUGCACAUGGAACCUGUGCAGGAGAAGGUGGAGAUCAAGGGAGCGACGUCGGGGUCGGAACAGUGUAAGACGGAGGAGCACAGUAUUUUGGAUGAGUUACGACAGAUUGAACAGCACUGGCACAGCAGCCAAACACACAAACAACAACGGCGGCCGUGGUCAUCAUCGUUCCUGACCAGCGAGAUGCUGAGUGAUGCAGGUGGGAUGCUGAUGUCCCGCGUCACACUGCACUCUCAGGUGUGUGAGUUCUGCCAUGCCGUGUUUCCCGGACACACCACUACCAGGGGAGAUUUCCUUCGCCAUCUCACUACACAUAUUUCUUGACAUUUUACAGUAGCCUAAGAAUGAUGCGAACACUUCGUACAUUAUAGAUGAGUCUGUUACAUUUGGACAUGGGACGGUUUAUGUUAAAGGUUUUAAUCCUGUGUGAGUAAUUUAAAUCAUUUUAUUUCAAGCAUUAUGUUUAUUAAUGCCUCUGUUAUCUUUAAAAGAACAAAAUAAUCUGAUUAUUCAAAUGUAAAAUGCUAAAUAUCAGAAAGCUUAGCUAAUUAGCUAAAACAGUUUUGCCAGUUUGAGUUGAAUAUUACAUUAUUAAUUUAUGUGUAGAUUUACGUCAUGUGUAGAAAUAAUGCUAUCCUGCACUUAUACUGAACUAAUGUAAGUGUAAAUACCAGAACAAUUUCUUUCUGCACUAAACUAACACUGACACCACUGUAUAUCACACUAUCAGUAGUUACUGUUGUUCAAGUGUUUCUGCUAAAUACAAAAGUAUUUCCUCUCUGUGUCUGCAUUUAAACCCUGUGUACAGUCUGCACGUAUUCAAAUAAUAUACUGGAUCUAAUUAUUGCUGUAA